AUGUCUGACGAGCCGGUCUCUGACGUCCACUUUUUGGACCUGUACAAGUGCUCCGAUGAUGCUUAUUCUCGCGUUGGCAUCUGGAUUCCUGUUACCGACCCAGCCCGCGCUCGCAAGUUCUACUCCGCGGUGCUUGGCUGGAAAUGCAUGGAAAACGGUGCGCCUUCCCCCAUUGAAGGCAUCAAAGAGACCUAUUUCUUCACUAAAGGAAAUAACAUCAAUGGUUGUUUCUGCUUGAUGGACAAGACCAACAUCUUGGACACGAGGGGCCCGAUGGACAAAGACCGUGUUGGCGUCCACACUGUGUUUGCUGUCAGGGAUAUCACAGAGUCUUUGGAUCUUGUGAAAGAGAACGGCGGUCAUGCACACCUUGACAAGACCGCACUGCUGUUGGAAAUUUGGUGGUCAAAUUUGCGACGCUCCGGUUGGUGA
Cladophialophora psammophila CBS 110553 is the source of this 432-nucleotide messenger RNA. RefSeq lists its product as uncharacterized. The record is from RefSeq and is a predicted model, not a curated record. The coding region runs from base 1 to 432 and encodes 143 amino acids. NCBI's taxonomy places the organism in Eukaryota, Fungi, Ascomycota, Eurotiomycetes, Chaetothyriales, Herpotrichiellaceae. The transcript has 3 exons.